This is a messenger RNA of Didymodactylos carnosus, 1347 nucleotides long. NCBI's taxonomy places the organism in Eukaryota, Metazoa, Rotifera, Eurotatoria, Philodinida, Philodinidae. The record is from the annotation of a GenBank genome assembly.
AUGCAUAAUUUUAUGGUAUCUAAAGCAGUUGAUAUUGUUACCAAAUCUGUUAUGGAUUUGGACAAUGAAAAAUUAAAGAACCUUACAAAAACUUUAACACAAGAAGCAAUUGGGAUUUCAAAAGAACUUGAGAUGAAUGGUCAACAUGUGAGUUCUGAAAUACUUGCUGCUCGAUUAAACGGAAUUCUUACACGAAUCAAAUAUGAAAUUUUAAAUCAGGGUCCAGAUAACAGUCCAAAUGAAUUUCCCAUUUUUAACGUUUCACAUAACCCAUCUGCUCCGUAUCCAAACCCGAUUAAUCAUUUAUAUGAUAAACGUUACAAAGACGCUUAUUCGACAUUCAUUAAACAACCUUCAUCUCGUGAAACGGUCGCUCCUACUACUCCUACUUCUCCCCCUCCUCCUCCACUACCACCUAAAACAUUAAAAGAUACUUCGACUUCGAACUCCUUAAACACCAAUACACCCUCAACUAAUUUCCCGUUUAUCCCAAAUCCAGCAUCGCCCUAUUCGCAACAUCAUCAAUCGUUCUUUCCUCAACAAGCAAUAUCCGCCUACAACAAUCAACAGCACAACUCAUUUAUGCCACCAAUGCAAAACUACUAUCCUUUGCACCAGGCGAUGACUCAUAAUCCAUUUGGAACUAUGCCAUCUCAUCACGAAGAUACCCAGAUUGGCUUCAGUAAUUUAAGACGAAGCUCAACUGCCGAUGAUAUUCGACCGAGAUCACUUUCCCGUUCAAAUAGCAAUAUUGACAACCGAGAACCGUUCUACGAAAAUAAAUAUCGUAAUCAUUCAAUCGUUGACGAUCAAAGAUCUGAUACGUUGAGCAAUCACCAACAAAGAGAUCAAAAUGAAAAAAUUAAAGUGCAUGUUUAUGAUCAUAACGAACAACGCUAUCCAAAACCAAUAUUAAAACAAAAUGAUAACCAUGAAUAUUCGCGAAAAGUUUAUAUAUCACCUGAGUCAAACAUGGGUACAGACACAUUAAAUGAUUUAAUGGCUGUCGUUGACUCGAGACGAAAAACUGAUACACCACUCAACUCCGACCGAGUCAUUAUCAUUGAUCGAAAUAAACCAAAAGAUAAAUUAAGAUUAUUUGAAGUUCGACGAGAAUCCCCCAAAACAUCCACAUACGAUAAUAAAAACGUCGUACCACCGCCAGUGUUUAUGCAACCAACAUCAUAUCAGCAAUCAUCGAUGCAACAGGCACCACCCAAAAUGUACACAUCGGGUCCAAUGUAUUACACAAAUAGUUUACCGUCAUUUCCUACAACAGUGCCCACAGCAGCAUUCAAUUUUCAAACACCGUUCACAGGCUAUUAUCCAAUGAUGUAUAGAUACUAA